AUGCGAACAGGGGAAAUGCGAUUUAUGCUACAUUUAUUGCUCUUGGUGAGCUAUGUCGCGGCAGGCAGCAUUUACCAGACUCCGCUCAUAAAGAUAGAAAGUAUGCGAAUGGAAAUGAUCAGAAAAGGAACAUGGGCCGAAUACGUGAAGAAAAAGAAUGCUAUGCGGGCGUCUCUGCUUUACGACUAUCAAGAUACUGAGUACCUAGCCGAAAUCACCGUCGGAACACCUGCACAAAGUUUUCAGGUUGUUCUAGAUACUGGCAGUGCAAACUUAUGGAUACCUGACAAUAUAUGUACAUGUUGCGAAGAUGAUGUUGAUAACCCAGACGAAGAAAAUCCUUGCAAAGGCAAGAAUGGCUUCGAUUCGACAAAAUCAACUUCAUAUGUAAAGAUUACUCCCAAAACUCCUUUCGAUAUUGUUUACGGGACGGGAUUCGCAAAAGGAUUCCUCGGUAACGAUACCGUACGAUUCGGUAAAGAAGGUGAUGAUAGUACUUUGGUUGUGCCUGGUACGGUAUUUGGCCAGGCAGUACAGAUCGGUGAUCAGUUCGCAAACAAUCCUAUCAAUGGCAUCCUUGGAUUAGGAUUUCAAAGACUUGCACAAGCCAGAGUGGUCCCUCCUCUACAAAGAGCUAUCGAUUUGAAGUUAGUGGAACCAGUUUUCACCGUUUACAUGAAGCAAUUGGGAGCGACGGCAAAGGGAGAAGAUGGAGGCGCCUUCACAUACGGUGGUCUCGACUCAGUAAACUGUGGACAGGAGAUUGCAUACGUGGAUCUCACGAGGCCGUUGUAUUGGCAGUUCAAAAUGGAAGCGUUCAGUGCAGGAUAUUUGAGUAUUAGAAAGGGUUGGGAAGUGAUCUCCGAUACUGGUACGUCGUUCAUGGGUGUUCCAACAGCAAUUGCAGAUUUGGUAGCGGAUUCCUACGGAGGUCAAUACGACGAGAUGUUCGAGAUCUAUACAGUCGACUGCAAUGCAACAGUGACGUUCGAAAUGACUAUAGGCGGAAAACAGUACAAGAUCGAAAAAAAGAAUCUUGUUCUUGAAGAAGACAAGGACUCGUGCAUGAUAGCAAUGACUCCAUUAAGUUCUGUUGGGUUUGGGCCACAAUGGAUUCUUGGUGCUCCUUUCAUUCGCCAAAUCAUGAGAAUGUGGCUCGGCCUUCUACUUCUCGUAGUGGGCACAUCGGCUACCGUAUACCAAAUGCAUCUUACACGAAUUGAGUCGAAGCGGAUGCGAUUGAUGCGAGAAGGUCAGUGGCAACGACAUCUACAGCGAAGGAAUAUGAGACGAUCGGUAACACUUCGUCGUUUCGACAGUGACAGCAUUUACCAGCACAGUGUAAACGAUUACGACGAUGCCGAGUAUCUGGGCACAAUUACUGUUGGAACGCCGGAGCAGGCAUUCAAAGUGAUUCUGGACACGGGUUCGGCCAAUCUCUGGGUCCCUGAUGUAUCGUGCACCCAACUGAAGGAUCAGCUUCUGAAAUCACAAUUUGCUAUAAAAGAUGAAAAAAGAGCUCCAAACAAGUAUGAGUUUUCUAAAACGCUGAAUUUUCGAAUAAAGUAUCACACAUAUGGCACCGGAGACGCUAGUGGUUAUUUUGGAAACGACACAGUACGAUUCGGCGCUCCUGGAACGAGGCAGCUAGUCGUACCCGGUACCGUAUUCGGUCAGGCAUCGACAAUUGCCGAGUUUUUUGCUGAUAAUCCAAUCAGCGGUAUCCUUGGUAUGGGUUUCAAAGAGCUUGCUGUCGAAGGAGUCAAUCCACCAUUUCAACGAGCAGUCGAUCUCGGUUUGGUGAACAAGCCAAUAUUUACAGUAUUCCUGGAACGGAAAGGAGAACAGACUGAUGUCCCUGGAGGAGUUUAUACUUACGGCGACAUCGACACAACUAACUGUGGGCCAGUGAUCGAUUAUCAGCCAUUGAUAUCAGCUAAUUACUGGCAAUUCAAGAUGUCUGGAUUUGUCAGUGGGAAGUUGACGUCGAACAAAGGAUGGCGAGUAAUCUCUGACACGGGUACAUCGUUGAUCGCAGCCCCUCGUGCACUGGCUGAACAUAUCGCAAAAGUGAAUGGUGCUAAGUUCGAUCCGAUGAAUGAUGUCUAUCUCAUCGAUUGUGGUAGUAAACCUACUCUUGAGCUACUUAUUGGUAAUAAAAAAUACAAAAUCCAGUCUGAGAAUCUUGUCGUACCGGCGGGUAAUGGCCGAUGUAUGCUGGCCGUGUUUGGCAUACCAAGUCAAGGUUUUGGACCAGAAUGGAUUCUUGGUGAUCCAUUCAUUCGUCAGUUCUGUAAUAUUUACGACGUCGGACAGAAGCGUAUCGCACUAUCGGGCUUGGCCCUAGCCGGUGUGUACCAAGUCCCGCUGAGGAAAAUCGAAUCGAAAAGAAGUAGGUUGAUCCGCGAAGGAACCUGGGCUCACCAUGUUCAUAUGAAGAACGCUGCUCGCAUUCAUAUGCUAGAGAAAAUUUAUUCUCCUGCUGUUAAGGUUAAUGAUUAUGACGACGUUGAAUAUAUUGGAAACAUAACAAUUGGAACACCGGAACAAGAAUUCAGAGUGGUUCUGGACACUGGUUCGUCUAAUCUAUGGGUUCCCGAUGUAUCUUGUGGAAAGGGCACACUCUGUUCAUCCCUGUGCAGUGACAAGUCCUGUUGCCAGAAGAAUGAGUUACGGUAUUUCGGAUACAGUAAUCGUGGAAAUGCAUGUCAAGGAAAGAGAAGUUUCGAUUCGUCGAAAUCAACUACAUAUUCCCCCAUCAGAAGAAAAUGGCGAAUUCGGUAUGGUUCCGGCUCAGCGUCGGGAUUCCUUGGCUCUGAUACUGUUCGGUUGGGUUCUGCUGGUUCGAAUCAACUAGAAGUCCCAAAAACCACGUUUGGCCAAGCGACCGAGCUCGCGCACUUCUUCGACGGCCAGCCACUUGAUGGUGUUUUGGGUUUGGCAUUCAGGGCCAUCGCCAUUGAUGGUGUUACUCCACCACUGAUAAACGCUGUGGAACAAGGCCUACUUGACAAGCCAGUGUUCACCGUAUUUAUGAAGCAUGUCGGGGAUCAAGUUGAUGUUAACGGCGGUGUGUACACUUAUGGUGGAAUUGAUACGGCGAACUGCGGCGAAAUAAUCUCGUACCACCCACUCUCCUCUGCUACGUAUUGGCAAUUUCCAGUGGAUGUGGUGAAAGCCGGCAGCUACAAUCAACGCAGACGCUUCCAAGUAUUCUCCGAUACUAGUACCUCACUUAUCGGCGCCCCGAUACGAGUUGUUGAACAGAUCGCUAAAGAUGCCGGAGCAACGUACGAUGCACCAAACGGAAUCUACGCAGUCGAUUGCAACGCUCAAAUAUUUUUGGAGCUUGUGAUUGGUAAAAAGUCCUAUCAUAUCGAAGCGAAAAAUCUGAUUGCCAGAGCUGGUGACGGAAGAUGUGUGCUGUCACUUUUUGGCAUGGACGGCGCCGGCUUUGGUCCAUCCUGGGUUCUUGGCGAUCCAUUUAUCCGCCAAUUCUGUCAGGUUUACGACAUCGGAAAUAGGCGAAUUGGCUUUGCUAUCCCGCUUCAGAAGUAA
Molecule: messenger RNA, 3558 nt
Organism: Haemonchus placei
Lineage: Eukaryota; Metazoa; Nematoda; Chromadorea; Rhabditida; Trichostrongylidae
Source: the annotation of a GenBank genome assembly